Fusarium verticillioides 7600 is the source of this 1611-nucleotide messenger RNA. RefSeq lists its product as hypothetical. Gene Ontology annotation, biological process: transmembrane transport. The record is from RefSeq and is a predicted model, not a curated record. NCBI's taxonomy places the organism in Eukaryota, Fungi, Ascomycota, Sordariomycetes, Hypocreales, Nectriaceae. Bases 1 to 1611 code for a protein of 536 amino acids. The transcript is spliced from 11 exons. Gene Ontology annotation, molecular function: transmembrane transporter activity.
AUGGCUACCAACCAAGCCUCAACCCUGGAUGCUAUCCGUACGGACCCGGACAUUCCCGGGACGGUUGAUAUGAGCCUUUCUGAGGGUCAAGAGUCGACUGCCUACGGACUGGCCCUCUACCCAGUUCCCUCUGAUGACCCCAACGAUCCUCUUCGGUGGCCAAAAUGGAAAAAGACCACGCUCUUACUGCUAGUAUCUAUCUACUCGUUCCUUGCAAACGGAAGCUUGUUCGGUCCAACUGUAUACGUCAACUACCUGGCUCUCAAAUUCCACAAGACGCCAAGCCAGACUUCUCAGCUGACCACGUACCCAAACUUGCUGUUUGGUUUCGGCUCUCUAAUAUUCGUGCCAAUGUAUCGUAAAGUCGGCCGCCGUCCUGUCAUGCUGAUAUCCCUUGUGCUGUACUGUGCCGGUCUCCUAGGAAGUGCCCUCUCCAAUUCAUACGGCACACUCCUUGGCUUCCGAAUGCUCCAUGCUUCCGCCUCUUCUGUCUGCGAGGCUCUUCCCGCGCAGGUUGUCGCAGAUGUCUUCUUUCUCCACGAGCGUGGCACAGCCCUUGGAUGGUAUACCUUUGCGCUUACGACUGGCACUCUGUCUGCUGUCGCCGCCAGCUAUAUGCUUGCAGGGGGCCACUCCUACAACCUCUUCUUCUGGGUUGAGUUUGUGGUCGGUUGUGCCUUGCUACUUGCUGUUUUCUUUCUCUUUGAAGAAACCAUGUUCUUCAGGGAUAGCCAGAUCCCUGGCGUUUCACUGAACGCUGAUGGUUCGGAGAGACUCCAAAAAGACGAGGAGCAGCAGACUACCGAGGAGAUCGAGAUCCAGGCAACGCCGCGAACCUACGUUCGUGACAGUUACUGGCAACAACUCAAGUUUGUUAGGAGAACAGAUCCAAACUCUCCGAUUUUCAUGAUGAUGAUUCGAUCGUUCACAUAUUUUGUGGUUCCACCGGUCUUCUGGGUCUGCACAACCUAUGGAACAAUUCUUGGCCUGGCAGCCCUAGCUUUCACUGCAACAUUCCCCGGUAUUGUAGCGGCUCCGCCUUAUUCCUGGCCAAUUGAAAACACAGGACUUGUAGCCGUUGCAGCAUUUAUUGGCUACCUCGCUGCCGCUGGGCCAUUCAGUUCGCUCCCCGAUCGAUUCUCCGCCAGAUUAGCCAAGAAGAACAACAACAUCUACGAAGCUGAGCAUCGUCUGUGGUGUCUCAUCGUGGUGAUUUUUGUAUCUCCCGCAUCUCUGAUCCUAUACGGAUACUCAGCCGAGAAACAGCUUCACUGGUUCGGUUUAGUCUUCGCAGUUGGGCUCUUCCAAUUUGGGGCCUUCUUCUUCUUGACGUAUACACUAGCGUAUGCAAUGGACUCGUAUGAAGCAAAUGUACCAGAGAUGUUGAUUGCGAUGAAUAUUGGCAAGCAAGCGAUCUCUUUUGGGUUUGGAUAUGAGGUCAUCAACUGGAUCAUGAAAGAUGGGUAUGUGACGGUAUUUGCGGGAAUAUUCUGCAGUGUUUUGUUGGUUAAUAACCUUGCCGUCUUUGUCUUUUUGGUCUUUGGAAAGCGUCUUAGAGCAUGGUAUCCGCGAACUCGUCUGGCCAAGAUUCACAAGGCAAGCAUCCAUUGA